Molecule: messenger RNA, 3723 nt
Organism: Molossus molossus (Pallas's mastiff bat)
Lineage: Eukaryota; Metazoa; Chordata; Mammalia; Chiroptera; Molossidae
Gene: RIN3
Product: Ras and Rab interactor 3
Biological process (GO): vesicle-mediated transport; signal transduction
Cellular component (GO): cytosol; endocytic vesicle
Molecular function (GO): small GTPase binding; guanyl-nucleotide exchange factor activity
Source: RefSeq, a predicted model, not a curated record
GAUCCGACGGGCCGGGGCGCCCGCGCGCGAGGACCUCGCCGGUCCUAUUCCAGACGUUGACGAAGGAGAGGAAGAGGAGGAGGAAGAGGGCAUGGGGCCCUGUCUGCCAGUCACUCCAAAGAACUGCCUUUCUCCCCGGGGCAUCAGCGUCCUGGAGAAGCUGGUCAAAACAUGCCCUGUGUGGCUGCAGCUGGGUCUGGACCGGGUGGAGGCCGCCAGGAUCCUGAACCGGGAGGUGACCGGGACAUUCCUGGUGCGCCAGGACAGCUGCUCGAAGCACCUGGUGCUCUGCGUCCACUUCCCCGCCCUGGUCGGGAGCUCGUCCAAGGUGCUCGAAUACACCAUUAAAGAAGAAAAGUCGAUACUGUACCUGGAAGGCUCGGUUCUUGUGUUUGAGGACAUCUUCAGACUGAUCGCGUUCUACUGUGUCAGUAGAGACUUACUGCCCUUCACGCUGAGGCUGCCGCAGGCCAUCCUGGAGGCCAGCAGCUUCACAGACCUCAAGACCAUCUCCAGCCUGGGCCUGGGCUUCUGGGACUCCUCGCUGAACUCCCGCCGAGCAGGUGGCGGCCCAGCAGGACACUGCAGAGACCCAGCCCCCAGGGCACCCCCCGCCUCCCGCCCCGGGUCUGCCUCCCACGAUGAGCACUGCUCCUGUGAAAUCGAACUCUCCGCGGGAAAUGACCGCCUGUGGUUCGUGAAUCCCAUCUUCAUCGAGGACUGCGGCAGCGCCCUGCCUGCAGACCGGCCACCCCUUCCAAGCUGCCCCUCUGGCCCUUCGCCUGCCACCUCUGACUCUACCUCACCCACCUCCAAGUGGGCCCCUCGCCGCCCAGCACCCCCGCCCCCAGCAGCCCCCCCCCCCUCUCUCAGUCCCCCCAGGCCUCCUCCGCCCCCUGCUCCAGCUCCGGCCUGUCCUUUGUCGAGUUCUCCCCCAGUGGCUUCUCCUCCACCUCCAGAAGCCCUUCCUCCUGCAUCCCCAGCAUCUGACCCCGACCUGGCACCCCAGGCCCUAGGCCCCCCAGACCAUCCACGCCAGCUACCUAUGACAGCCUGUGAGAGGCUCCCAUGCCCCCCCACAGGCCUGGGCCCCCUCAGGGAAGAAGAGAUGAAACCAGGGGCAGCCCCCAGCCCCUCGCAGCAGGCCCCCGCCCCUCCAGGGCCAGUGAAGAAGGGCAUCCCCGCUGCUCCUCCCAGACGCCGGGUCUCCGAGAAGGUUUCCCUGGAGGACCAGCAUUCAGAGAAGGUGGACAGGGGCACAGCGGCACAGCUGGGUUUUUCCAGGGCAUCCCCACUCUGCCUGCCUCCCCAGGGGACCUCAGACAGUCCUGGGGACAGGCCUCAGAGGACCACAGAGCAUGGACAGGAAGCAGUGGCCAAAGCCAGUGAUCCGGGCAGCCUGCCAGAGUUGUCAAGGAAGACCCGGCAACCACCAGUCCCGCCUCCGAGGAAGAAACGGAUCUCCCGGCAACUGGCCUCCUUUCUCCCGAGCCCCUUGGAGAGCGCCGAGCUCUCCACCGAGCGCAUAGCCCCUGAGAAGCCCACCCCCGGCCUACCCAGAGAAGGCCAAAGCCCGGCCUCCCAAGCCGGGACUCCAAGCCCACAGGCCCAGGCCAGCAGCCGGCCCCAGAGCACUCCAGAGUUCAAGGGCUCCCUGGCCUCCCUCUCGGACAGUGUGGGCAUACCCGCCUCGGCCACAGACCAAGACUCCUACUCAACCAGCAGCACAGAGGAGGAGCUGGAGCAGUUCAGCAGCCCCAAUGUGAAGAAGAAGCCCUCCAUGAUCCUGGGCAGGGCGCGGCACCGCCUGAGCCUCGUGAGCUUCACCAGCGUCUUCCAGGCCUUUCUCUCCAACGACCGCAAGCUGUACAAGAAGGUGGUGGAGCUGGCUCAGGACAAGGCCUCCUACUUCGGCAACCUGGUGCAGGACUACAAAGUGUACAGCCUGGAGAUGAUGGCGCGCCAGGCCUCCAGCACGGAGAUGCUGCAGGAGAUCCGCACCAUGAUGACGCAGCUCAAGAGCUACCUGCUGCAGAGCACGGAGCUCAAGGCGCUGGUGGACCCCGCCCUGCACUCUGAGGAGGAGCUGGAAGCAAUUGUGGAGUCUGCCUUGUACAAGUGUGUCCUGAAGCCCCUGAAAGAAGCCAUCAACGCAUGCCUACGUGAGAUCCACAGCAAGGACGGCUCGCUGCAGCAGCUCAAGGAGAACCAGCUGGUGGUCCUGGCCACCACCACCACUGACCUGGGCGUGACCACCAGUGUGCCGGAGAUGCCCGUCAUGGAGAAGAUCCUGCAGAAGUUUGCCAGCAUGCACAAGGCCUACUCACCAGAGAAAAAGAUCUCCAUCCUUCUCAAGACCUGUAAGCUCAUCUACGACUCCAUGGCGCUCGGCAACCCAGGGAAGCCCUACGGGGCAGACGACUUCCUGCCCGUGCUCAUGUAUGUGCUGGCCCGCAGCAACCUCACGGAGAUGCUCCUCAACGUGGAGUACAUGAUGGAGCUCAUGGACCCUGCCCUGCAGCUGGGGGAAGGUUCCUACUACCUGACCACCACCUACGGGGCCCUGGAGCACAUCAAGAACUACGACAAGAUCACCGUGACCCGGCAGCUGAGCGUGGAGGUGCAGGACUCCAUCCACCGCUGGGAGCGCCGGCGCACGCUCAACAAGGCCCGGGCCUCUCGCUCCUCCGUGCAGGACUUCAUCUGCGUGUCGUACCUAGAGCCGGAGCAGCAGUCGCGGACACUGGCGUCGCGGGCGGACACGCUGGCCUCGGCGCUGUGCGCACAGUGCGCAGAGAAGUUCGAGGUGCUGCAGCCGCAGGACUACCGGCUCUUCGUGCUGGUCGAGGGGCGCUGCUUCCAGCUGGCGGACGAGGCGCUGCCGCAUCACAUCAAGGGCUACCUGCUGCGGAGCGAGCCCAAGCGCGACUUCCACUUCGUGUACCGGCCGCUGGACUGCGGGGGCAGCGGGGACCCGCCCUGCCUCGUGGUGCGGGAGCCCAACUUCCUGUGAGCCAGGCUACCGCAGCCCCCUCCAUGGCAGUGUUGACUGAGACUGGCUGGGCGGAGAAGCGGGCAGACUGGGGUCACACUUGCUCACCCCCAUGCUCACACUCCGCGGAACCCCCUCAUACAUGCAGGAGCCCAUCUGAGCACACACACUCCCCACGUGGAUGCCCAUAUGUCACACAUGCUUGCAACCCACUGAGCAUGCCCAGGUUUGUGAAAAUGACAGGAAGCAGUGGUCACAGCACUGGGCGGCCAAGUUACUUGUUAGACAGAAAAGGACAGGCUCGGAGAGAAGGGACUCUCCAGCCAGAUGCAGCAAACAGAGCUCCAGACUGGGCCCUGGGCCACAUAGCCUCUGCCUCCCCCUGCCAUCUGCCCAACCCGAAGUAUUUCUCCUGCACCCCAGGAUGGCGCUGGGAUGUGUUGGAUGCAUCCAAGAUCUCAGGAGUUUCACUCAGGGUGUGUGUUGAAGAGACACACACACCCCCAUCUCUGCAUCAGAGCCUGCCCUCAGCUACCUGCACCCACAGUCUCUCCUGCAGCUCCUGAACGCCUCCAGAAGCAGCCAGACAUGCACGGGGACAUCAGUGAGGCCAGCUCCACAGCUCCAUGGAUGAGGCCAGCCGUGGCUACACAGGAUCAGUGACAGGGCCCUUCCCCCAGUGGGCACCAGGGCAAUCGUGGCAAGAGGCACUGUGUGGGGAGAGUUUAAUA